AUGAGAAGAUUAAAAAAAGGUGAUUCACCUCAAGAAGUCAUAGAAAUAGAGAGGACACCAACACCUUCUUCUUCUCCAGAAAUGCAUGUCACCCCUGCCAGAAAAAUAGAACCUGAACCUAUACUCCCCAAGACAGAGCGAAGUGUGCGUGACAAAGGCGAAGAGGAGAAGCUUGUUGUGAAAGUGGAAACAAUUAAGAGUAAAUCUGGAGUUGUGUAUGAGGCACGAAGAGUGGAGCACAAAGAAGAGCCCCCCGCAUCACCCCUACCUGUUGCACCUGUUGUCCCCCCUCCUGUUGCAGUUGUGAAACCUGAACCAGUAGAACCUCCACCAGAGCCUGAUAGAAAACAGGUGAUGAGACGACUGCCACUUCCUGCAGUGUUACCUGUGGAUGAAAUUGACAGUGACUCUGAUACUACGGAACAGUCACCGCCAAGUGAGAAAGCUGCUUCAUCUCCAGUGAGGCAUCGGCGCAUUACAGAUCUUCCUAUGCCACCUGUAGUAGAUGACCCAGAGCCGGAAUUGGAAGCAGAAAAUGAAACUCAAGAGCCUGAACAGAAACCAUCAUCUCUUGAUUUGGAAAUGAUGGAAAUGAAGAACAGAAUGGAUUCUAACUGCUCAUCUGCUCCAAAGCUAAAGAGGCCAAAAAUCUGUAUGAAUAGGCGAUAUAAUGAAAGGAAUAAAGGUGAUUGGGGUGAGAGGUGUGUUGAUGUAUUCCGGAAAAUUUGCCAGAUUGGUGAAGGGACAUAUGGACAAGUAUACAAAGCUGAGGAUACAUUUUCAGGUGAACUUGUUGCUUUGAAAAAGGUUCGAUUGGAAAAUGAAAAAGAAGGUUUUCCCAUAACAGCUGUGCGGGAAAUAAAAAUUCUUCGGCAGUUGAACCAUCCAAACAUUGAUCACAUUGCAUCUUUCACUAAGCAGCUUCUUGAUGGCUUGAAUUACUGCCACAAGAAAGACUUUUUACACAGAGACAUUAAAUGUUCCAACAUUUUACUUAACAACAGGGGCCAAAUUAAACUAGCUGAUUUUGGUUUGGCUCGGUAUUAUGAACCAGAAGACAGAGAUAGGUUAUAUACAAACAAAGUCAUAACACUUUGGUACCGUCCACCAGAGCUGCUCUUAGGUGAGGAGCGUUAUGGGCCGGCUAUAGAUGUAUGGAGUUGUGGCUGUAUUCUUGGAGAAUUAUUUACUAAGAAGCCUAUCUUCCAAGCAAAUACAGAAAUAACACAGUUGGAACUCAUAAGUCGAACUUGUGGCUGUCCUUGCCCGGCUGUUUGGCCAGAUGUUAUCAAAUUACCUCUAUUUCAUUCAGUCAAACCUAAGAAACAGUAUCGGAGGCGACUUAGAGAAGAAUUUUCUUUUUUGCCGAAACCAGCGUUAGAUUUACUGGAUCGCAUGCUUGAAUUGGAUCCUAGCCGUCGUUGCAGUGCAGAGCAAGCUCUAGAAUCAGCUUGGUUAAAAGAUAUUGAUCCAGCUCAGAUUACUCCUCCCGAAUUUCCACGGGACCAAGAUUGCCACGAAAUGUGGAUUAAGAAUCGGAAACGAAGUUUGCGGGAAGCAAUGAAACGUGAGCAAGAACAGGGACACCAUCCAAAUAUUCCACCCAAAGGUAAUCCUCCACCUAUUGGGGCUUCUAAAGGUCGAAUGGCUAGUACCAGCAGCAGUGGUGGGAGUAGUGAGAAUCCCAAAUCUUACUCACAUAUGUCAAGAGACAGCACUGGCCAUGGAAUAAAUAUGGAAAAAUCCAAGAGUGAAGAGCAGUCUAUUAAUAGUCAGAACUCUGACUCAAAAGAUGCUUGGAUGUCAGUAAGGAAUAAGGAUUCUUCUGUUGUGGGCAUGGACCCUGCUGAAGGCAAAGAUGAUGUAACAGGCUCUUCUUCAACAGAUUCAGAAUGCAAGUCGAAGUUAGCAGGCUCUCCAAACCCACAACAAUUGCAGGCCAUAAUCCAGAUGCUUAAAUCCAGCCAGAGUGGGUUAAGUGUGGAAGAUCUGGCUAAAAAACUUAAUGUUCGCUGUGAUGAAACAACAAUCAAGCUUUUGGAGAACCUGAAUAAACAGCUUCAGGCUGGUGGAAAUCCACCAAAGACAGAAUCCCUAAGUCAGUCUGCAACUCCACAAACCCCUAAAACUCCUAAAAGCCCACCCCCUGGUUUCCCAGGUUUGGACAGACAUGCAAGUAGUCAGUAUCGACUGGGUAACUUUGCUCAGAGAACUUUAGAAAAUUCCCAGGCUUUAGAGUCAAAAGACGAUAUUAACCAUGGUGGUGGUGGUAGUAGUGGUGGUGGUGGUGGUAGUAGUAGCAAUGGUGGUAUUGGAUCUUUGGAUGAAAAUGGAAUGAAAGAUAAUUCAAACAAAAUGCUUGUACAACAGGGAGUUGGGAUGUCUGCGAGUGGAGUGAAAUUUGACAACACAUCUAUGCCUUCUGAGGGAUAUCCAAGGAAUGCAAACAAUUUGGAGACAGUUUACCACAACCGAUCCAGAUUACAGGAUUAUACAGAGGCUCCAGUUUUAACACCUGUUCAUCAAGAAAAGACUUCAUCUUUGAUGGAUACUGGAUCUACUGGCAGCAGUAUUGUAACCUCACAGGCUAUCCUAGAUAGUUUGGCCACUGAUGUUUUAGUUUCAGGUAAACCUAGCUUUGGAUCAACACAGACUGUUCCUUCAGGGGUGGAAUUUGAACAAAAGCCCAACCAAUUUCCUUCACCUACUGCGCAGAACCCUCCAGUCUUCUCUGAAGAGAUAAGAUUUCCAUCUUUGGGACAUAUUCCGCUUAACCGGCCCCCACCAAGUAGUGCUAUACCUAGCACUAAUACAAAUCUUUCUGUUGGCGCCGCAGCAGCAGCUGUACCUGUUGCUGGCAGUGAUGGGGCAGUGUCAUUACGAGCAAAAGUACAAAGUUAUUUUGACACCUAUGGACAAGAUGAUUCCUUACACCCUCGUCCUAACCAGCCCCCAUUUGGAAUGGUGGGAACUCCACACAGUGGUGGUGCUAGUGGCAGUGGCAUGGGCCGAAGAAACUAUCAUGGAUCAGGUCUUCCUGGGCCACUUACUGGACCUCCACCUCGACCACCUGGUCACAGAUCCAACAUGCCACCUGGGGUUAGCAACCCCUCACCAGCUAUGCCACCGCACACUGUUGCUAGCAACAUGGGUGCAAAUGUUGGUGGUGGGAUGUACCAGACAGGCCACAUGGGUUGGUAG
Acanthosepion pharaonis is the source of this 3201-nucleotide messenger RNA. NCBI's taxonomy places the organism in Eukaryota, Metazoa, Mollusca, Cephalopoda, Sepiida, Sepiidae. The record is from the annotation of a GenBank genome assembly.